This is a messenger RNA of Ailuropoda melanoleuca (giant panda), 3568 nucleotides long. RefSeq names its product prostaglandin I2 receptor (gene PTGIR). Gene Ontology annotation, molecular function: prostacyclin receptor activity. The transcript is spliced from 2 exons. NCBI's taxonomy places the organism in Eukaryota, Metazoa, Chordata, Mammalia, Carnivora, Ursidae. Gene Ontology annotation, biological process: adenylate cyclase-activating G protein-coupled receptor signaling pathway; inflammatory response; positive regulation of cytosolic calcium ion concentration. The record is from RefSeq and is a predicted model, not a curated record. Gene Ontology annotation, cellular component: plasma membrane. The coding region runs from base 510 to 1664 and encodes 384 amino acids.
GGGGGNGGGGGGGCCUCUGGAACAGGCAGGGGGAGGGAAGGCGGGGCAGCGGGAGGAAAUGAAAAAGCCUGGGCGAGCAGGCUAGAUGAGAAGGGAGGAGGGAGGAGGGAGGGAAGUAGGGAGAAGCUGACUUGCAGAGACCAGAGACCGGUACAGCCAGAAGACGGGAGAGCAGGGCACAGAGAAGGGGACUGAGAGAGAAGGCAGAGGUGCGGUGAGGAGGCGGUAGAGGGCUGCUGGGGCGAGAGGGGAGAGGCAGAGGGGGACACCGGGUGGGCAAAGGGGAGAGAAGGACAGAACUAGGGAGAGGGAAGAACGAAGGAGAGAGGGGGAGAGAGGAGAGGCAGACAGACGGACAGCCAGCUGCACACACAAGAACUGGGGGUGGCCCAUGGGGAGGGCGGUGGGCAUCUGAGUGGACCUCAGGGGCCACCCUGGCUCCUCCUCACCCCCACCCCCACCUCCCCCCCGGGACCCCUCUAGUCCACGCCGCACCUGGAGGCGGGGGGAUGGCCGACUCCUGCAGGAACCUCACCUACGUGCGGGACUCAGUAGGCCCAGCCACCAGCACCCUGAUGUUUGUGGCGGGCGUGGUGGGCAACGGGCUGGCACUGGGCAUCUUGGGGGCGCGGCGGCGGUCAUGCCCCUCGGCCUUCGCUGUGCUGGUCACCGGGCUGGCGGUCACCGACCUGCUGGGCACUUGCUUCCUGAGCCCGGCCGUGUUCGUGGCCUACGCCCGCAACAGCUCGCUGCUGGGCCUGGCCCGGGGCCGCCCCGCCUUGUGCGAUGCCUUCGCCUUCGCCAUGACCUUCUUCGGCCUGGCCUCCACGCUCAUCCUCUUCGCCAUGGCCGUGGAACGCUGCCUGGCGCUCAGCCACCCCUACCUCUACGCCCAGCUGGACGGGCCGCGCUGCGCCCGCCUGGCCCUGCCCGCCAUCUACGCCUUCUGCACCCUCUUCUGCUCGCUGCCCCUGCUGGGCCUGGGCCAACACGAGCAGUACUGCCCGGGCAGCUGGUGUUUCAUCCGCAUGCGCUCCGCGGAGCCGGGCGGCUGCGCCUUCUCACUGGCCUACGCCAGCCUCGUGGCCCUGCUGGUGGCCGCCAUCAUCAUGUGCAACAGCUCCGUCACCCUGAGCCUCUGCCGCAUGUACCGCCAGCAGAGGGGCCAGCACAGCUCCCUGAACCCCUGCCCCCGGGCCCGCGAGGACGAGCUGGACCACCUGAUUCUGCUGGCCCUCAUGACGGGCAUCAUGGCUGUGUGCUCCCUGCCCCUCACGAUCCGAGGCUUCACGCAGGCCGUCGCCCCGGACAGCAGUGAGAUGGGGGACCUCCUUGCCUUCCGCUUCAAUGCCUUCAACCCCAUCCUGGACCCCUGGGUCUUCAUCCUUUUCCGCAAGGCUGUCUUCCAGAGGCUCAGGCUUUGGCUCUGCUGCCUGGGUCCCAGGCCUACUCACUGUGACUCGCAGACACCCCUCUCCCGGCCCACCUCAGGGAGGAAGGACUCGAGGGCUCCUGCUGCCCUCGGGGGGAAGGAGGGGAACUGGGUACCUUUGUCACUCUGGGGCGAGGGGCAGGGGGCACCCUCGCCCCAGGUGCAGCAGUCCGGCAGCACCGUGGGACCAUCAUCGAAAAUGGGGUCCGCAGCCGCCUGCUCCCUGUGCUGACAUCGGCUGCCCAUGACCUCCUGCUCUGUCUUCUGGGAGUGGGAGCGCGACACUCAGGGCAUGGCUGCCCGCGGACGAGCGGAGAUGAGCCCCCGGAGUCCUUGCCUGCCGGAAUCUUGACCCCCCGAAUGCGGAGGGGGGCGCGAUCAGCUGCUAUUUCCCCAUUUCUCCUUCUCCAGGGUGGCCCCGGCAGGCUCUGGGAGAAGAGGGAGGGAGACAGGGAACGUUUAUCCUGGAGCAUAAAAAGAACACUUCUCAAAAUAACCAGGGGCCUGACCGGCCCAGUCUGGCCCUUGCUUGCCUAUCCAUCUUGCUGUCUAAAUAUUUAGAAGCCAGAAAAGUUUCCCAGAAGCUUCUGUGUGCUCAGGUCUGCUCUGGUUCUGGUUCCGGCUCCGACACUCACCCAUUCGGGGUGCUUGGCUGCCCACCCCAAGCCCCCAGGGGACAGCCCUGCCCUCCCACUGGCCACUCCAAAAGCCAGCCCCUCUCUGCCUCCUGGGACCCAGGGAUUCUUGGACCAGCUCCCGGGCUCCCCUUACUCCUGAUUUCCCAUCAGACUCGGAAGCCCCAGCCCCCCAAGGGGGAGGCUGGAGGAAGGAGAGACUGCUGUCUUGUAAGUACCAUUGCCGGACACGUGCCUGGGAAUCCGCAUGGCUUGGUGGGCUGCAAGAUGUGGACCGUGGGGGCCCGGAUGUGUGUGUGGAGGAGAUGGAGGGGCUGGAGGACAAAGGCAUGGGAGUUACGGAUCCCAGGGACCCCCGGGAACACAGCCUGUCCCUAGAUGAAUAGCUGUGCUCACGUACAAAGCCCGCCGUCACCUCCUGUGUCCUCCCAGGCCUCACAAAAAGUUCGUUCAUUCGUGCAACAGCGAGUGGGCCCUGCCUCGCUGUUGGAGACAACAGACCUGUCCCUGCCCCGCCCUGGACGCCACUCGGGGUGAUUUCCAGCCUUCGGGCUUCUCCUGCCCUCAAGACAGGCCCAAGAGCAAGGGUGCUCUGGAGGGAGCCAACUGGCAGGAAAGGAAGUGGUGUUUAGGGCAACCGGGAAAGCCCUUUCCUCCCCCCAGCCCCACCCAGUUCCCCUUCAUGGUUGCUGCAGGGUUGAAAGCACUCGAUCUGGGGUUAAAAGGGUAAAUGUGAACGUGGGGACAGGCCCAGUAGGGAGGCAUGGGCCUCCGUAGAGAUGACAGCACCUCACAUCAGUAAGUCCUCCGCCUGCUGUCAUUGGAGCGUUUCCACAGAAGCUGGAAUCAAGGUCCAGAGAGGGUAAUCACCAGCCCCAGGUCACACAGCGAGGAGGAAGCACGGUCUUGCGAGGGAGGGAGGGGAAGCUGACCUUUCUGUCUCCAGAAGCCAGCUCCCUUGUUUGGCUACUGGCUUUGCCUCUCUGUGCCUCGGCUUCCUUUGGUGCAGAAUGGUGAUUGUGAUCUAGAAUUCAGUUUAUAAGGGUGGUGCUGAGGAUUAACUGAUUUCCUCUGAUAAACAGCUGAGCGCAGGGCAUGCCUGGAAUAAAUACCACAAAAAUGUUACUGUUACUGCAAUCCUGUUGUUGCUGUUGUCUGUGGCUAGCUGGGCAAAUGGAGGCUGAAAAAAGCAACAUUUCGCUCCAUUGGUCUUUCCACCACUAUGAUUCAAAUCACAUUACAGAAGAACAAGGGGGUGUCUGGAGAGUUAAAAAUUGGUCAAGAUGACUGGUUUAUUGGGUCUGGGUUUCCCUUUGGGGUGAUGCCAAUGUUCUGGAACCCGACGGUGCUGGGGGUUGCAUAAUGUCGGGAAUGUACUAAAUGUCUCUUGAGUUGGACAUGUCCAAAUGGUUAAUUCUAAUGUUAUGGGUAUUUUGCCAAAAUAAAAAAAAUGUAACAUUGAAAAAAAAUUGAGAGUGUUUAGAAACGUUUAUGAGUCUUG